UUACCAUCAACCGAAACCUUUUAACUUUUUCAUCUCUGUAAACCCAUGGAUUCCAUUUCCUGCUUUUCCUCAAAUUAAAAUAUUAAAAAAAAAACCACCGAUUCCCUUAACACAGCCCCAAGACCAAUAGUCGUUUGCCUCAACAACAAAAAGAAAAGCCAAAGAAGAGCCACCACCAGGCAUCAAAGCUCAGACUUUGGACUGUUUUCCCUCUCAAUUUGAGCGCGCGUGUCCUGUAAAUGUGGGAGCCAUCGAAUUUUUGAGUGGUGUGAAGUGAUAUACAAAUUACCAUUAGUUUCGUUUUUAAUUUAUUAAAAAGCAUCUCAAAAGUUAUAAAACUUUUUCUUAAACCACCCAACCCAAAAGAAAACCUCUGGUUCUGUUUUAAAAAUGGCGGAUUCUCCUGUCACUCAGAUGAAGAUUGUUAAAGGCGACUAUGGAUAUGUACUUGAGGAUGUUCCUCAUCUCGUCGAUUACAUUGCUGAUCUGCCUAAUUAUCCUAAUCCCUUGCGAUCUAACCCUGCUUAUUCAGUGGUCAAGCAAUAUUUUGUUCAUGUAGAUGAUACUGUUCCUCAAAAGAUUGUUGUUCACAAAGAUAGUCCAAGAGGGACACAUUUUCGGCGAGCAGGCCCUCGUCAGAAGGUGUAUUUUGAAUCUGACGAAGUGCACGCAUGUAUAGUAACAUGUGGUGGUCUGUGCCCUGGACUCAACACUGUGAUUAGGGAAAUUGUUUGUGGUCUUUAUCACAUGUAUGGAGUCACCAGAAUUCUCGGGAUAGAUGGAGGAUACAGGGGUUUUUAUUCCCGAAACACUGUUACUUUAACACCGAAGGUUGUCAAUGACAUCCAUAAACGUGGUGGUACUAUUCUUGGGACAUCACGGGGAGGCCAUGACACCUCGAAGAUUGUUGACAGCAUUCAGGAUCGUGGGAUAAAUCAGGUUUACAUAAUAGGAGGUGAUGGAACUCAAAGAGGAGCAGCUGUUAUAUUCGAGGAAAUUAGAAGACGCGGUCUCAAAGUUGCUGUUGCAGGAAUCCCUAAAACCAUUGAUAAUGACAUUCCGGUCAUAGACAGGUCCUUUGGCUUUGAUACUGCUGUUGAGGAGGCUCAACGUGCAAUUAACGCAGCGCAUGUUGAAUCUGAAAGUAUUGAGAAUGGUAUUGGUCUUGUAAAGCUGAUGGGACGGUACAGCGGUUUCAUAGCCAUGUAUGCUACCCUUGCCAGCCGAGAUGUGGAUUGUUGUUUGAUACCCGAAUCCCCAUUCUAUCUUGAAGGAAGUGGUGGGCUUUAUGAGUUCAUAGAAAAACGACUCAAGGAAAAUGGGCAUAUGGUUAUUGUGAUAGCUGAGGGAGCAGGACAGGAGCUUCUCUCGGAGAGUUUGCAAUCCAUGAACCAACAAGAUGCUUCGGGAAAUAAACUACUGCAAGAUGUUGGAUUGUGGAUAUCUCAAAAGAUCAAGGAUUAUUUCGCAAAGCAAAAUAAACUACCUAUUAAUCUUAAAUACAUAGAUCCUACAUACAUGAUCCGGGCAAUUCCAGGGAAUGCAUCCGACAAUGUGUACUGCACACUCCUUGCACAGAGUGCAGUACAUGGUGCCAUGGCCGGGUACACAGGCUUCGUAAGCGGACUUGUGAAUGGAAGACAGACUUACAUUCCUUUCAAUCGCAUCACCGAAAAACAGAAUCAGGUUGUGAUAACUGACAGAAUGUGGGCAAGGCUUCUAUCUUCAACCAACCAGCCGAGUUUUUUAAACCCGAAAGCUCUGACUGAAGCCAAAAAGAAAGAAGAGGAAUUCCCAAACCAGUUGGAUAGAGAAGAUUCCAUAAAAGGACCUUUGGUGACAAACAAUAAUGUACUUUUAACCUAAACUAGACUACUGAUGACACAACUGCACAGUUGCUUGUUAUCAGUAUAUUUUUUUGUCCAAUAAUUGUGUAAGCCUAAGUUAAUAAGACUUGCAGUUUAGAGAGUACAAAAGAUGAAGUUUUUAUUUAUUAUUUAAAGUUUUUCGGUUUAAUUAUUAAUAAGUGUUUGAGUUGAACUUGAAUUUUCUUUUAAAAGAACCCCAUCUUUUAUAUGUUA
This is a messenger RNA of Cannabis sativa, 2081 nucleotides long. RefSeq names its product ATP-dependent 6-phosphofructokinase 6. The transcript is spliced from 14 exons. NCBI's taxonomy places the organism in Eukaryota, Viridiplantae, Streptophyta, Magnoliopsida, Rosales, Cannabaceae. The record is from RefSeq and is a predicted model, not a curated record. Gene Ontology annotation, molecular function: 6-phosphofructokinase activity; ATP binding. Gene Ontology annotation, biological process: fructose 6-phosphate metabolic process; glycolytic process. The coding region runs from base 391 to 1866 and encodes 491 amino acids. Gene Ontology annotation, cellular component: cytoplasm.